CGAGAGCGGAGCCGAGCCAAGCGAAGAUGGCUGAGAUGAAGCAGCCGCCGAAGCACGACGGGCGGGUGAAGAUCGGCCACUACGUGCUGGGGGACACGCUGGGGGUCGGCACCUUCGGCAAAGUCAAGAUUGGAGAACACCAGCUUACUGGACAUAAAGUAGCAGUCAAAAUUUUAAACAGACAAAAAAUUCGUAGUUUGGAUGUUGUUGGAAAGAUCAAACGAGAAAUCCAAAACUUAAAACUUUUCAGACAUCCCCAUAUUAUCAAAUUGUAUCAGGUGAUCAGCACCCCCACUGAUUUUUUCAUGGUGAUGGAAUAUGUGUCUGGUGGAGAAUUGUUUGAUUAUAUCUGUAAACAUGGACAUGUAGAAGAGGCUGAAGCCAGGCGUCUCUUUCAGCAAAUUCUGUCAGCUGUAGAUUACUGCCAUAGGCAUAUGGUGGUUCACAGAGAUCUGAAACCAGAGAAUGUGCUGCUGGAUGCACACAUGAAUGCCAAGAUAGCUGAUUUUGGGCUGUCCAACAUGAUGUCAGAUGGUGAAUUCCUGAGAACCAGCUGUGGCUCACCCAACUAUGCAGCACCAGAAGUAAUCUCUGGAAGAUUGUAUGCUGGCCCAGAAGUUGAUAUCUGGAGCUGUGGUGUUAUUCUUUAUGCUCUCCUCUGUGGGACUCUUCCUUUUGAUGAUGAGCAUGUUCCAACCCUGUUUAAAAAAAUCCGUGGAGGUGUCUUCUACAUUCCUGAAUACCUCAACCAUUCAAUAGCAACACUGCUGAUGCAUAUGCUGCAGGUUGACCCACUCAAACGAGCCACCAUCAAGGACAUACGAGAACAUGAAUGGUUCAAACAAGAUCUGCCCAGUUACUUGUUUCCAGAAGAUCCAUCAUAUGAUGCCAAUGUCAUGGAUGAUGAUGCUGUGAGAGAAGUCUGUGAGAAAUUUGAAUGCACUGAGUCAGAAGUGAUGGCCAGCUUGUACAGUGGAGAUCCUCAAGAUCAGCUUGCAGUAGCUUAUCACCUGAUCAUUGACAACCGGAGAAUCAUGAAUCAGGCCAGUGAGUUCUACCUCGCUUCCAGCCCACCCAGUGGUUCUUUUAUGGAUGACACUAUGCAUAUCCCCCCAGGGGUGAAACCUCACCCAGAAAGGAUGCCUCCUCUAGUUGCAGAUAGUCCCAAAGCAAAAUGCUCCUUGGAUGCACUGAACACCACUAAGCCAAAGCCAUUGACUGUAAAAAAAGCAAAGUGGCAUUUAGGAAUACGGAGUCAAAGCAAGCCUUACGAAAUCAUGGCUGAAGUUUAUCGGGCCAUGAAACAGCUGGAUUUUGAAUGGAAGGUGGUGAAUGCCUAUCACCUUCGAGUGCGUAGAAAGAAUCCAGUUACAGGAAAUUAUGUGAAAAUGAGUUUGCAGCUGUAUCAGGUUGACAAUCGCAGCUAUCUGUUGGACUUUAAAAGCAUUGAUGAUGAUGUCGUGGAGCAAAGAUCGGGUUCUUCUACACCUCAGCGCUCAGGCUCAGCAGCUCGCUUGCACAGACCAAGACUAAGUUUUGACUCUGCCGCUGUUGAUUGCCAGUCACUUCCUGGGUCCCUUACUGGCUCUUUGACUGGGAGCAUGUCCUCUGGGACACCACGCCUUGGGAGCCACACAAUGGAUUUCUUUGAAAUGUGUGCCAGUCUCAUUAUGGCUCUUGCUCGCUGACAGGUAUAAUUCAGAAGCGUGAUUUCAGUGGGAGAUCAUAGGCCUUGGGAAUAUCUGUACUCAAGGCUGAGUUGGAAGUGUGUGGCAAGGAAAGCCUCAUUUUGAACAUAGAAAUAUCAGAUUGCACCCAGGAAAUAUUUUGCAUAUUUAGGAGAGAAGACAAAAGUGUUCAAUUUAGGUAAGCCUAACUGCAGAUUUUGCUUAAUUUUUGCCAGGAAUUAGGAGUUGUUGAUGUUAUUUCAUAGGUAUGGUAGAAAAGAUGGAGCAGUGGAGUUAGCGCUCAACAGGAGUGAGGACUGAGGGCCCCAGCCAAUAGCUGGUAGCUGUUGGAUUUUACUAGCUGCCACUCAAAAGUCAACAGUGCAACAGCUACCAAAAAUCUGAAAAUAUCUACAGUUGAAGAAUCCGUAACACUCAUGCCAUGUUGAAUGAACAGUGCAAUAAUAUUCCUGAAAACUUGACCAUCAAAACUGACUUUAGAAAACAAAGGCAAUAGAAUCCUGGAUAGAAUUGAUCUAGAUUAAUACUCAUGGAAGAAAAGUUUGUAUCUGCUGUUCUUCCACAUAUUAUAACAUGCAAAAUCACCCAUAGGGUAGGACUGUAGCUCAGUAAGAAGUGCAAUUUUGAAAUCUUUUUGAUAUCAGACUUCAAAUAAUUAUAAGUUAGACCUAGUUAUUUAAGUUUGGAAAUAUAUGAUGGCAAGCCUCUGGCCAAGCUUGAUGGGGUUUUUUUUCUUCUAUGGAAGUGCUUUUGGAAUGCUUAGAAGUCAACAUUGCUUUUGUAUCCUACUCAUGGAUUCAUCUGAAUGAAUUAUUGCAACCUACCUCCUAAAACAGUGUAGAACAGGAUUCAAGACUUGCUGACUCGAGAGCAGUGAACUAGAACUGAACACCUGGAGCAUCACAGGUUCUCUAAACCUGAGCUAGAUGAUUAAUUAUAAAGCAAUUAUUUUAUAUUCUUGUUACAUUGUGGUGAAAUUAAAUAAAGCAACUACUUUUAUUGGAGGUAGCAAGUGACAAAUACUGCACAAACAUCUGUUACUUCAGUUAUUAGGUAGUAACCUCUGCCUGAACUCAACACGUUUUUAAUUGAAUUUUUGCUGCUACUGGAUUGUACACCAUACCUGUUACUCACCCCAGUGGAAAAUUGUCCUCAGAGAUGACUCAAACUAGAUGUGUAAAAUCCCCCAAACCCAGAAGCUGGCAACCAUUCAAAUUCAGAAAUCACUUGAAUACAAUGCUUUUGAGAGGCGGAUGGUAGUCGGGGUUACCAAUUCUUUUUGCAAGCUAUUCUGCAGUAACAUUUCCCCAGUUUUAAUUAAAGUUUUUUAUUAAGGAGUUUCUGUUUUCACUGAAGGAAUUCUUUUUACUGCAGCCUUUCAUAACCACUUUGUCCUUGCUGCUGUUUAUUGUCCUAACUUGUUAGACUCAGACCACCUACUAUAUCUCAUAAGCAAAAUUUGCAGUUGCUUUUAAUCGCAUUAUUAGUUCUCCCAUCAAUCAUUCCAGGCCAUGUUUUGCAUCGAAUAUAUCAAAAUGCUGGGACUGCAUAUUUAAAUUAACAAUAUUUAUUAAUCCCGUAACAGUAAUAGAUCAAAAUUUCUGUAGCCACAGAAAUCUAGUAUAAAAUUCAUAACUGUGGGGAAAGGAACAAAAACUUACUAUUUUUCUUCAGGAGUGAGGUCUUUUGGCAAUAUUCUGUGUCAGAAAAAAGGCUAAUAAACUGAUAAAGCAAGGUAAUUACAGAGAAGCCAAGCUUUUCAGAGAAGAGAGGGUAGCAGAGAACAUUAACUGCACUCAGGAAAAGGCUCAAGUGAAAAAAAGAACAUGGCACUCAAGACAAAUUUUCAUUGCUUCAGAAGCAAGUCAGUUUUUAAACGCUUCCAUAGCUUUAGUUGUCUGUUACAAUAUUUGCUAGGUGCUAAUUUUGGACAGGUUUUGAGAAGAAAGGUUUCCCGACACAGCAUAUUUAUUCACUUGCAGAUUAAUCCUGUACAUGUCUGUUCAGAAAGUAAGUCCCACUUGUACACUUUAGGCCAAGUAAGAAUAUAUAGCGUUGCUAUCUAAAGUAUUCAUCCUUUUUUUUAAAAAGGUGGGGGAGUCCAUCUGUUUUGUUCUUCUGUUUUAAACAUUGAUACAAGGGAGAGGGGAGCAUAUUUGGGACUGCCACAGAAGCCAGCUGUGGAAGGGGAUGGGUUUGAGAUCUUUCCCAAAGCUCUAGGCUAGCAGUCUUUUGCAUAGUUAGCCUCUCUUAGGAAUAGGAACUUUUUACUCCUGGUCUCUGUUCUCUUUUUAAGUAGAUUCCUCUUUCUUGAAAGAGGUGUAUUCCUUUUAGGGGAAGUACUAGAAACAAAAGUAUCUCUUGAAGAAUGUAUGUUUGUCUUGGUCCUAAAUCAUAUAAUUGUGAUGAAUAAUAGCUGAAAAAUAUCAACAGACAAGGAUGUUUCCCAGUUUACUCUUUGGUCAAAUCAUCAAUCUCUUUCAUAGAUAAACUUUAUUCUGGUCAUUGACCAAUAAAAUACAUAAAACAAACAAAUUAUCCCCUUAGUAUCAGUUACUGAUGCACAGAUUUUCUUGUUUUUUAUCUUCAUUUCUGAUUUCUCACUUCCAGGCAGUUAGGGACCUUUCAGCACAUGCUAAAAAUUUGAUAUGCAUCUUGAUAUUUUCACAUCUGUGGCGCAGAGUGGUAG
Messenger RNA from Candoia aspera, 4377 nucleotides. RefSeq names its product protein kinase AMP-activated catalytic subunit alpha 2 (gene PRKAA2). The transcript has 9 exons. NCBI's taxonomy places the organism in Eukaryota, Metazoa, Chordata, Lepidosauria, Squamata, Candoiidae. The record is from RefSeq and is a predicted model, not a curated record. Bases 27 to 1688 code for a protein of 553 amino acids. Gene Ontology annotation, molecular function: AMP-activated protein kinase activity; ATP binding. Gene Ontology annotation, biological process: protein phosphorylation; intracellular signal transduction. Gene Ontology annotation, cellular component: cytoplasm.